Messenger RNA from Cryptococcus deneoformans JEC21, 1919 nucleotides. Its product is annotated as mitochondrion protein, putative. Bases 7 to 1134 code for a protein of 375 amino acids. Gene Ontology annotation, cellular component: mitochondrial matrix. The transcript has 5 exons. The record is from RefSeq and is a predicted model, not a curated record. Gene Ontology annotation, molecular function: protein binding. NCBI's taxonomy places the organism in Eukaryota, Fungi, Basidiomycota, Tremellomycetes, Tremellales, Cryptococcaceae.
CGCACCAUGGCCGCCCCGCGCAUAGCACACCUCGCCCACAAGUCCGUCCUCGAGCUGUCGGGGCCCGACGCCCAAAAGUUCCUCAAGGGACUCAGCUGCAAAGACGUCGAGUACCUCGCAGGUGGCUACAGCGGCUUCCUCAACGCUUCCGGCAGAGUACUUCACACUGCAUUCGUCUUUCCCCGCUCAAAAAACUCGUAUCUCAUCACUCACGAGUCUCCAGAAGACCACCCAGCACCACUUACGUCCCUCCUUCCUCCCUUCAAGCUCAGGUCCAAAGUAAGGAUAAAAGAUGUGACAAGUCAGUGGGAUGCUUGGUCAGCAUGGGGGUCAGACUUGCAAGGCGGGCCAAGUCCGAUAAGGACCUGGAAGAUGGGAAGUGGGGGCGCCUCUGAAAGCCACUGGGAUUGGGAGGGCGGCGUCCGUGAUCUCGGGCUGCGAGAUGAUGAGGUCGGUUGCUGGGAUCUCCGAGCGGGGUGGCCUCAUAUGGGGAGGCAGCUGUUGAUCCCAAAGGGAGAGAAGCCGUCGCUGGCGACAUCGCAUGAUCUCGGAAACAUGGAUGAUUACGAGUUGCAUCGAAUGCUGCUGGGCGUACCCGAGGGUCCCACAGAAAUAUUGCCAGGUCAUGCCUUACCUUUAGAAAGCUGUAUGGAUAUUCACGGCGGAGUUGAUUUCCGCAAGGGUUGUUUUUUGGGCCAAGAACUGACUGUCCGAACGUAUCAUACGGGCGCGACACGUAAACGUAUCUUACCAGUUCGACUGAUUCCUCUGGACCAAACCAGUUCCAGUUCCAUUUCCGACCUCCUUUCUUCUUCUCCCCAGCAAUCUUUGGAUGAAGUCAGCACCCCUCUCGAUAUAACAUACCAUCCGCCUUCUUCUUCCGCCACGCGCAAACCUCGUUCUGCUGGCAAAAUACUGUCACUACAUAACGCCGUGGGCUUAGCUCUGGUGCGGCUCGAAAUGGCAGAACGAUGUUGGUGGUCGGGUGAUAUUUUACGAUCAUCCGUUAGUCAAUGGUUAGAUAGCGGCGCUGGCAGAUUGACGACGCAAGUGAACGGCAAGGAAUGGGGAGUGUACGUGGGACAAGGAGAAGCAUACGCAGCUGCGCUAGAACACAUGUCAUCAUCAUCAUAAGUCUGCAAAGAAACUGCCGUCAUUCUCCGCUUGACCUCGACUCAUAUCCUUCAUCCCAUUAUCUUUCUUCUUCUUUUUGCUCUUCUCCUCGUCCGAAUCUGGUUCAUCUUCUUCCAUCUCAUCGUCCUCGUCACUGUCUUCGAACAGGUCUUCCACAUCCUCGGAUACGCUCGACUGGAAACUCCUCAUGAGUAGCGACCACACCCACUGGAAUUAGAGAUUAGAAAAUGGGGCCAUCGUCAAAAUGGAGAAAUGUGGGACGUACAAAAUUUAUGAGGUAACACUUGUAUCACUCGGAUCAUACCGUCCUCGGACCCUGUGGCGAUAAUAUCAGGUUUUCUGGCUGUGUCCAAUUAAUAUCCCAUGGACCCACAGUCGGCCCAGCCCAUCUGACGGUUCCAAACGGACAGAAUACCCAAGCCGGACCCUACAAUCGCUUUCUGACCCCCUUUUAUAGGGACGAUUGACAAGAGCUCAUCCUCUUGAUCUUCAGACACUGUCAAAGGCGUAGACUUGUUUGAGCGAAUAUCAAUCACUGAUAAGUGACCGUCACCCCUGUUAAAAGCCAGACAAUACUCUUAGUCCCCCAUCCCAUGCUGAAAAAAGAUUUUCGACUAAAACUCACGAUGUAGCAACUAGCUGCCUUUUGUCAUCAAAAUAUGUAAAGUCGGAAAUGUAAUCAAAGUGCUGGGAAUACGUCCGGAUAGAGUCUGCUUGCCUAGGAUCCCAUAGCUAGAAGGUAACAUUAGCUUAAUCAUUCAUGAAUGUACUCUGUGGACGAGGAG